AUGGCGGACAAGGAAGAGCAAGAGACGAUGACCUCGUACAAGCUGUUUUUGAGUGUAAUAAGCAAGAGAAGAACAUGGGCCUGUCUCUUUCUUGUCGUCUACGCGAUCCUCUUGUCUUGUUCGUGGAAUUCGCUGAAUUCGAUUGUCAACUGGUACGGAGAUAACCACCAGACGUCAUCUGGUUGGCCUGCGGUUUACGCGUCGGUGCUUCUUGGGGCUGUGUUCGGAGUUCUGUCGAUGUCGGCGGCGCUGUUCAUAGCUGUGCCGGCGAUCGUGGUGAUAUGGAUAUCGGUGGUGGUAACGAUGGCUUUCGCCGGGAAAUCGAGGAGGAGAGUGGUGGUUGAAGGGAGGAAAGUGACGAAAGAGAUCGCUGGGUUUGUGUUUAGGGUUCUUCUUAAAGAAGGAAACUUUGUUGCUCUUCUUUGUGCUCUUCUUGCUUACUUCGUCUUCUUCAAUUCUUACUCUUUCUCUUCCUCCUCUUGA
Messenger RNA from Microthlaspi erraticum, 483 nucleotides. NCBI's taxonomy places the organism in Eukaryota, Viridiplantae, Streptophyta, Magnoliopsida, Brassicales, Brassicaceae. The record is from the annotation of a GenBank genome assembly.